AUGAGCAAGAAGUAUGUGUACUGGGAGAAACAGGGCAACGACCGGAUGUGCGGUCUUCACUGCAUAAACGCCAUCCUGCAGGGCCCUCACUACAGCGAAGACGUCGUGGCCGCCAUCGGGAGAGAAAUCGACGAAAAGGAACGGGAGUUCCUCAGGUGCAGCGGAGCAGCUGGAGAAACCGGCAUGAAUGAUCUGAUGAGAAGAAAUUCAUCCAACGUCUUGGACGACGGAUUUAUAAACAUUUCAGUCCUCAUUGAAUGUCUGAGGAGAAAAAAUAUUUCCGUAAAAAAUACAUUCGAAGAGGAUUUAAAAAAAAUCCUUUCAAGUGACCACCAAGACAUAGGGUACAUUUGUAACUUGCAGCAACAUUGGUUCUGUAUCAGAAAAAUAUACAACACCUGGUAUGUCCUGGAUAGCUUGAAAAGUGGCCCCCUCUACAUAAAGGACAUAAAUUUAAAGUUUUAUUUCAACGGCAUUAUAAAUAAGUACCAUGUGUUUUCUGUUCAGAACAUCAAUCCGUAUGUCUCUUUACCCAAAGCGGACGUAAACUUUGUGGCGAAGAAUCCCAACCAGUUUUAUUUAUGCACAAAUGAAAUUUCUGAAAUUUCGGGGGUAUCUUCCAAUGGGUUUAUAAUGGAGGAAAGGGUUAGUUCCGGUAGGCAUGGGGAAAAUAAUUCUUUUUUUCCCUCCAGUGGGAAGGAUAAACCUAGCACGUUUAAAUGGCCAGAGGGUGGGGGGCGCAAGUUGAAUGACCAAGGGGGGAGCGAUCUCACCGGUGUUGGUGGAGGCGGUUUCCCCUCCGUGGUUAACGACCCGGACGACGAGCUGCAGAUGGCUUUGCGGCUAUCCAUGGAGGAGUACAUAAAGAAUUUACCCCCACCAGCAGAAGAAGAAGAACCCGCGGCAGAAAACUGCAUUAACAUUAUGGUUAAACUUUCGAAUAGGAAGAUCCACAGGCGGUUCAGCAACGCGAAGACGUUGGCGGACGUCUUCUACUGGCUUGAGUACGAGUGGGUGAACAGUCUGGGGCUUGGCCCCUCUCUGCUCCUCAGAAGCAGCUACAACCUUUACCAAAUAUAUCCACGGAGGAAGUUUUGCAAAUACCAGAAUGGGACCAUAGAGCUGCUGACGGGGGAUAAGGUCGAACAGGUGCAGGACACUCCCCUGCUGGACUUGAAGUUCGAGAAGGAGGAGACGUUCAUAUUGUCUUAG
Molecule: messenger RNA, 1212 nt
Organism: Plasmodium coatneyi
Lineage: Eukaryota; Apicomplexa; Aconoidasida; Haemosporida; Plasmodiidae
Exons: 6
Coding region: 1-1212 (403 amino acids)
Biological process (GO): protein deubiquitination
Cellular component (GO): nucleus
Molecular function (GO): cysteine-type deubiquitinase activity
Source: RefSeq, a predicted model, not a curated record